Messenger RNA from Rotaria socialis, 789 nucleotides. NCBI's taxonomy places the organism in Eukaryota, Metazoa, Rotifera, Eurotatoria, Philodinida, Philodinidae. The record is from the annotation of a GenBank genome assembly.
AUGAGUAUGUUUCUAUGGGAUUACUUCAAAGAAGUAGGUAUUCGUGUAGCUGAAUCAGUUGAUCAAGCUUAUCAAAUUGCGCCAAGUCAUGAACUUAGUAACGAUCUCGUAGUCAAAGCUCAGAUUCUCGCUGGUGGUCGAGGUAAAGGUUCGUUCGGUAGCGGACUUAAAGGUGGUGUCAAAAUGACUUAUUCGAUUAAUGUGGAUGAUAGUUCAGAAUUUCGGCAACAUGCUGUAUUCGAUCUAAAAGAAAAUGUUCAAAGCGAUUGGCGUGAUGCCAAAGCACAAGAAUCAAAUCAAAAUUAUAUUGGUCUUGACGGUGAAAUAGGAUGUCUUGUCAAUGGUGCUGGUUUAGCAAUGGCCACUAUGGAUAUUAUUAAAUUACAUGGUGGUAGUCCAGCUAAUUUUCUUGAUGUUGCAGGUGGCACUUCAGCUGCACAAGUUGAAGAUGCAUUUGAAUUAAUUACAGCCGAUCCUAGAGUUCAAGCCAUAUUUGUUAAUAUAUUCUGGGGUAUUAUGAGAUGCGAUACUAUUGCUCAUGGCUUCGUUGCAGCAGCCAAAGAGCUCAAAUUAACUAUUCCGGUAGUUGUGCGAUUGCAAUUAAUUGACUUUGUUCUUUGUCUAGGAACACGAAUUGAUGAUGCUAAAGCAAUUCUAGUCAAUAGUCAAUUUAAAAUUCUUGCUUGUGAUGAUUUGGACGACGGAGCUCGAUUGGUAGUUAAACUUGCACAGAUAGUUAGUUUAGCUCGAUUAGCUGCCAUAGCUGUUCCAUUUGAAUUACCGAUUUAA